AUGGAGGACGAGAACGGCCUUGAGCUAAGCUUGGGUCUAGGUUUUGGUGGAUCCUCCUCCAAAUCUAAGAGUAAAAAUGAAAGCUCCCUGGAUAUUAGGAUAGAAGACAAGAAAGCAAACAAACAGAAAGAUGAUUUGAAAGUUCUUGGUGAUAGCUCUCAGAAGCAAGAUUCAAGCGCUGGAUAUCAUUCUCAGAGGAACGAUUCGAUAAAGCCACAGGAGAACUUCUUCCUUGACCUAACAAGUAGAAAUGCUGAUACUGAUGCAUCCAAAAGCCUUGGUGCUAGGGGUCUUUGGGCAGGAUCUAGUAAUAAUAGAUACACAGAAAUUGAAGAGGAGAAAAGGAGUGAAGGGAUUGCUAACAAACGUAAACUAGAUUUUGAGGACAUAAGUGCUCAGAAGAAGCCAGAUAGAGAUGCUAACCGGAUAGAUUUUCAUGACAAGAGAACAUCUCAUGUUUCUCUAACGGAAGAAGGAUCCACUGCUGAAAAUGAAGAUGUUGCAGAUUCGGAAGUAGAAGGUUCGACCUCGAGGUUUAUUGAUGAGGGCUCCAAGCAGCGGUUUGUUGGAGUUGGUGGUCCAGAGGCUCCAAAGGAGUUUCAAAGGUUUCCUGAUGCAAGUAUGACGGAGUUGCAUGGUCAAAGAAGGCCUGCUGGUUUGCCGGAAAAUGGAUCUAAACACGGGAUGAAUUUUGGGGUCCCAUUUUCGGUCCAACCAGCAAACAUCAUGAGCAUGUCCUACCAAUAUUCAGUGGAAGAUUCCAACCCAGUUGGUGCAAGCAUGACGCCGGUAGUUUCUACUUCAAAUGAUGACCAGCGAAUGGCAGUCCACAAAUUGAAUCCAGGUACUUCAUCAAUAGCUUUCGGCUACUCGCCUGUCCAGCUUCCAACUCUGGACAAAGAUAAUUCGUGGGGCCUGAUUUCUCAGCAUCAACACUUCCAGCCUCCUUAUGGAGCCAAACCACCUGCAACCUUGGAUAAUAAAAAUCAUGAAGGACUCAGAAUUUCUCAAGCCAUGCAAAUAAUUGGUCGAAACUCCUCCGAGGCUGCACCGUAUGAUGCAAGAGUGUUUGAUCGGCCCAAAGGUGAUGGUGUCAAACAACAUGGCGCAGAACAAGAAGGCUCCUCCUCUCAGGCCGAAGAUGAAGGAAAGAACAGCAGCAAAACAAACUGUCGAGCAGCACCAGCACCAGAAGACGGGUUGUCUCAUGACUUCUCGGCCAUAAAGCCGGGAAUUUCUCCCGAGGUCAAGUUCGGAGGCUCCGGAUCCUACCCAAACCUGCCGUGGGUUUCCACCAAGGCUCCAGGCCCAAACGGUCGGACGAUAUCAGGCGUAACUUACAGGUUUAGCCCCAGCCAGAUAAGGAUCGUUUGCGCCUGCCACGGUACGCACAUGUCCCCCGAGGAAUUCAUCCGGCAUGCAAGCGACGAGAACGCCUCCACGGGAGAGGAUAACAACGGUGGGUUAGCGGCAGCAUUUCCAGGUUAUGGCAAAUGGCUGUUAGCAGCACCUGUGUUUCCAUUUCGUUGCAGGAUUGAGCAGGAGAAGACGGGAUCCGCCAUAACCAUGCUGGUGGUGAUUUGGACUAUUCUUCGAGCUUGA
This is a messenger RNA of Linum trigynum, 1602 nucleotides long. Lineage: Eukaryota; Viridiplantae; Streptophyta; Magnoliopsida; Malpighiales; Linaceae. The record is from the annotation of a GenBank genome assembly.